CCCUCUGUCGAUUUGCCCAAUCAAUAAAUUUUCCCAUCCUUCUUGGCCGAUUCCUAAGUCUAUUGCCUGCCUAUGAGCCUUUUCCUCCUCUUCACCUCCAAUCACUUUGUUGUUGUUGUCGUCGUCGUCGUUGUCGACGCCUAGCAACACUUCCGUUCGCCCUGCGCGAGGCGCGUGCUAACCACAAUGGCUUCCACUCACACCACCUAUGACUGGAUCACCGAGAGGAUUAGCAUGUCGCUGGAGAGUGGCAUUGGCAGGCAUCUGUGGGAGGGUGGACGAAGAUAUCAUGUGUACCGUGAGGGUCGAUAUAGUCUACCCAACGAUGAGCUUGAGCAGCAGCGUGAGGAACUCAUGCAUAUCCUGGUAAUGGACAUUUUAGACCAGCGGUUGUUUCUGGCACCCAUGGCCGAGCCACCUAAAAAGGUCAUGGAUCUUGCUACCGGUAUAGGAUUAUGGGCCAUUGAAAUGGGAGAUCGAUAUCCAGAUACCAACAUUCUAGGCCUCGAUCUCAGUCCCAUACAGCCCACCUCAGUUCCGCCGAACGUAACAUUCCAAGUAGACGACGUGGAAGACACAUGGGUCCACGACGACGACUAUGACUUUAUCCACAUACGUGAGGCUUGCGGAUAUAUGAAGUCGACUCCAACCGUCAUUGAAAGUGCCAUAGCUCAUUUGAAGCCCGGUGGUUGGCUUGAACUGCAAGAGUUCCACUGGGUAGCCGAGAAGGAGGACGGCACAAUCGACCCCAAUAUCCCGGUCAACCGGUACAUGGACCACAUGAUGUCAGCAGCUGCAUCCACUGAGGGCCGGAAGAUCCCCAUCGUUCCAGAGAUAGGAGACAUCAUGAAGCAGGCCGGGUUCGUGGACAUCGAAAAGAAGACCUAUCGCGUACCUUACGGCCCAUGGCCCAAGGAUUCGGUAUCGCGACGGCGCGGUACCGUCUUCAGCGUCAACGCCGAGCUCCUGCUCCCUACGAGCGACAAGAUGCUCGGGCACAUCGGUUUGACACCCGAACAGGCGGAGUCGCUUUACUCAGACUGCGUCAAGAUGUUCCACGACAGCUCGAUACAUUGUUACGCCACGUACUAUGUGUGGUAUGGACGGAAACCCGAAGAGAUCGCAGAUGAAACGGAUCGAUAGCAUUCGAGGGAACAGGCGGACGGAACGUGGGCAUUACGCUGGGGAGAAUGUUGUGGUAAUGACUAAUGAUCAACUUAAGCGAUUCGAGUUGAACUUUCUAUUUUUUUUUUUUUUCUUUCCUCCUCGACUUUCAUGUUUCCCUCUCCAGUCGACAUACGGUAGUU
Xylaria bambusicola is the source of this 1307-nucleotide messenger RNA. RefSeq names its product S-adenosyl-L-methionine-dependent methyltransferase. NCBI's taxonomy places the organism in Eukaryota, Fungi, Ascomycota, Sordariomycetes, Xylariales, Xylariaceae. The transcript is spliced from 6 exons. The record is from RefSeq and is a predicted model, not a curated record. The coding region runs from base 187 to 1143 and encodes 318 amino acids. Gene Ontology annotation, molecular function: methyltransferase activity.